AUGUCCAAAUCCGUUUGCAUCGUCGGCGCUGGACCUUCUGGUCUCGUUGCGGCCAAGACGCUCCUCCACAACGCACCAAAGGGGCGCUUCAAAGUCAGCAUCUUCGACAGCCAGGCCGCCAUCGGAGGGCUCUGGCCGACCUCAAAAGCCGACUCGGGGCGUCUCGUGCAUCCGUUGAUGAUUGCGAACCAGAGCAGGCACACGGUGCAGUUUAGCGACUUGGCCUGGGAGGACGAUGCGCCGCAGUUUCCGCGUGCGUGGCAGGUUGGCCAGUAUCUGGAGCAGUAUCGCAGCCGAUAUCUCACUGGCCACCCGGAUUUUGAGCUUCAGCUGAAGAGUCGCGUGGCUAAAGCUGAGAAGAAAAAGGAUGGCACCGAAGGCUGGAAGGUCCAGAUCCAGAAUGAGCACGGCGAAGAGGCGCGGGAUUUUGAUUACUUGAUCAUCGCCUCUGGGUACUUUGGCAAGCCCAUCAUUCCCGAAUGCUUCAAAAAUGCAAAGACUUCGGUUCCCAUCAUUCACAGCAGCCAAUACCGCGACUUGAAGGGACUCUUGGGGGAGGGCAGGUCAAAGGGAGGCAAGAUUCUCAUCGUGGGAGGCCAAAUGUCGGGCGUGGAGAUUGCCGGCACAAUCGCAAGCCAUCUGUCGUCUGCCAUAAACUCUCCGGAAGAGUCAGAGAUUGCUGGAAUCGACAAGUACUCUAUCUACAAUGUGAUACAGCGGCCUAUAUGGGUGUUUCCCCUCUUUACAAACCCAGAGGCCACGUUUGCAGCAGCUCCAUUUGCCCCCUUGGACUUGGGCUCUUAUAACAUCAACAAUCGACCCAGGCCACUGGAGAACACGCAGGGCCAUAUCAGCGAAGAGCACGCCAACAUGGUGCACACCAUCUUCGAAUCAUCACUCGGUGACCAGGAGCAGUUCUCUCCACUACUAAUGCCGAACGAACAGGAGAGAAACCAGCCAGCAUAUCUAGCUGUUAGCGAUUUCUACAUGGACUUUGUGAGAUCGGGCAUGAUUACUUUGUCCUCGGGCAAAGUCGUCUCUCUGGUGGAUGACCUCGUAACUCUGGAUGACCAUGGCGCUCAGAUUGACGACAUUGCCGCCGUGGUGCUUGCUACUGGCUACGAUCCCUCGCCCUGCGUCGAUUGCCUGCCGAAGGAGGUUCUCGCUACGCUCCAACACUCUCCCCAGCAUUACAACCAAGCGCUCGCGUUGGCCUUUCACGGCACCCAUCAUCCCGAGGUCCCCAAUCUCGGUUUCGUAGGCUUCUACCGAUCACCGUACUGGGGAGUCAUGCAGAUGCACGCUCGAUUCCUUACUGAUCUGUGGAGUGGUCAAACCGGCGAGAAACUGGAGGCCCUGCAGCGGAAGCUUCAAGCUGAUGACUCCAUCCAACGAACACUCAAGUUGCGAGACGAUCCAAGGCUUUCUCAGUUCCCCAUGGGAGACUACAUGUACCUGAUGCAGGAAUUCUCCGAAGCACUCUCCAUACCGAUGCACGAGUCCAUCAUGCCAAAGACGCCGACAACCUCUCGAAAUAACCUCCCUCUCGAUCCGCUUACGCCUUCUCGGUACCCCUCUCCGAGCGAUAGCCCCGAAGCAAAAGAGGAAGCCGAAAAAUCUUUGAAGCAGGUCCGCGAUAUUACCGUCGAAUGCCUCACGACGCCCCGAUUUGUUGCACGAGGUGUUUUCAGAAGCCUUCUCGGAACAUGGCGCCUCGAACGAGACCUCACCAGUCGUCUUCCCUCUCAUCCCAGCGGAAAGUUUGUCGGUACUGCUCAGUUUCUGCUCCGCAAUCGAACCUCGGAAGGCCUGCAGUGCGCCUCCGAUCCCAACAGCGUCGAUACUGGUAAUGACAAUGGCGGCGGAGAGGAUCUGGAAUAUCUGUACAUUGAAGACGGCGAGUUCCAGACGACUUCUGGCUUUGGCUUCAAGGCAACUCGACGGUACAUUUGGCGCUACGAUUCCACGAAGGAUGUUAUAAGCGUAUGGUUCGCCAAGCCGGACGAUCAAAAACGCGCAGAUUACCUCUUUCACGAAAUCGAAUUCGAGGCGCCACCAUCAGAUCACAAGCAACGUGAAAAGGAAGGCUGGAAGGCCAAGGCUGGACAUCUUUGCAUCGACGACUACUACAACGUCAAGUACAACUUCUCUUUCAAGGCUGUGAAUCUGGCGACUUGGAGUAUAGAAUACACUGUCAAUGGACCGAAGAAGGAUUAUACCAUCCAUGGCACCUAUGAGCGGAUAUGA
Messenger RNA from Trichoderma citrinoviride, 2247 nucleotides. RefSeq lists its product as hypothetical. Gene Ontology annotation, molecular function: flavin adenine dinucleotide binding; NADP binding; N,N-dimethylaniline monooxygenase activity. The transcript has 3 exons. NCBI's taxonomy places the organism in Eukaryota, Fungi, Ascomycota, Sordariomycetes, Hypocreales, Hypocreaceae. The coding region runs from base 1 to 2247 and encodes 748 amino acids. The record is from RefSeq and is a predicted model, not a curated record.